Ceratotherium simum simum (southern white rhinoceros) is the source of this 1008-nucleotide messenger RNA. RefSeq names its product spindle and kinetochore associated complex subunit 1 (gene SKA1). Gene Ontology annotation, cellular component: outer kinetochore; mitotic spindle; spindle microtubule. NCBI's taxonomy places the organism in Eukaryota, Metazoa, Chordata, Mammalia, Perissodactyla, Rhinocerotidae. Gene Ontology annotation, biological process: regulation of microtubule polymerization or depolymerization; chromosome segregation; cell division. Gene Ontology annotation, molecular function: microtubule binding. The record is from RefSeq and is a predicted model, not a curated record.
CCAAAUCGGCACGAGGUUGGAGUCUGGUGUUGGGGAUCCUGCCCUCGGAAGCAGGCGGAAGGCAUUGCUUGGGCGGGAGCCUUAAAGGAUGGCCUCCUCAGAUCUGGACCAAUUAUGCUGUCAUAUUAAUGAAAAGAUUGGCAAUAUUAAAAAAACUCUGUCACUGAGAAACUGUGGCCAAGAACCUACCUUGAAGACUGUAUUAAAUAAAAUAGGAGAUGAGAUCAUUGUAGUAAAUGAACUUCUAAAUAAAUUGGAAUUGGAAAUUCAGUAUCAAGAACAGACCAACAAUUCACUCAAGGAACUCUGUGAAUCUCUUGAAGAAGAUUACAAAGAUGUGGAACAUCUCAAAGAAAACAUUCCUCCCCAUUUGCCUCAAGUAACAGUAACCCAGAACUUUGUUAAGGUAUCAGAUCUUGACCCUGAGGAACCAGUCAAAGUCGAGGAACCUGCACCCACAAAGAAGCCCCCAAAAGAACAAAGAACUAUUAAAGAGAUGCUGUUUAUUACUUCUGAUGAGUUUAAUGGCAUUCCUGCGUACAUGAAAUCCCGCUUAACCUACUGUCAAAUUAAUGAUGUUAUUAAAGAAAUCAACAAGGCAGUAGUUAGUAAAUAUAAGAUCCUACAUCAACCAAAAAAGUCUAUGAAUUCUGUGGCCAGAAAUCUCUAUCACAGAUUUAUGGAUGAAGAAACGAAGGAUACCAAAGGUCAUUAUUUUGUAGUGGAAGCUGACAUAAAGGAAUUCACAGCUUUGAAAGUGGACAAGAGGUUUCAUGUGAUACUGAAUAUUUUACGACACUGCCGGAGGCUCUCGGAGGUCCGCGGGGGAGGACUUACCCGAUACGUUAUAACCUGAGGCCCUUGUGAGCUCAGCCAGCAGUAGGGUACAGGGGCUAUUCUUAUAGUUUCCUUAUAUAUAAUUUCUUUUUAUAUAAUUUCUUUAGCUUUCUCAUUUUCUUCUCUUUUAAAAAAACUUUUUUUUAAAAUAAAGUGUAUAUAUUUUAAAAU